This is a messenger RNA of Trichomonas vaginalis G3, 2583 nucleotides long. RefSeq lists its product as uncharacterized. Lineage: Eukaryota; Parabasalia; Trichomonadida; Trichomonadidae. Bases 1 to 2583 code for a protein of 860 amino acids. The record is from RefSeq and is a predicted model, not a curated record. The transcript has a single exon.
AUGUCGGAGGAUGAAGCGAUGAUAAAAGGCCUCCAUGAGUCGCUUUCAUCUUUGGACAAUGAAAAUCGUGAAUAUAGUAAGUACAAGAGUCAUUUAGAAUCAGCUGUUGCCUCCGUAACUUCAGCUAACGAACGUUUAUUACAAUCAUAUAAAGAAAGAUGCGGAAUACUAGAUAAAACUAAUGCUUCAAUUAAGGAAUAUGAUAAUAAAAUUCGAGAAAAUCAAGCAAAACUUGAAAAAUUAAGAAUUAAAAAUGCAACAUUUAAGAAAUACGUAGUAUAUCAAACACCAAAUCAAACGAUUAUUGCUAUGAAAAAGGCUUCAAAACGUUAUAAAGAAGAUACAGAUCAAAUUGAACAACAAGUAUAUGAAAUGCUUAAAAACAAUCCAAAUGCAGAUGAAAUCCAAAAGAUGAUCAAUGAACAGAAUAACCAAUAUAAAAUACUUAAGGAAGAUAACGCGAGACUUCGGAGAGACAGAGAAAUUGCUUUAGCACAAGCAAUUCAAUACGAUAGCGAAAAUGGAAAACAGUUACAACCAUUACUCAUAGCAUUGCAACAGAAACUAAAAGAAAAUAAUCGACUUUACAAAGAACUUGAAAAUACAGAAUCAAAUUUAACGAAUGUCCCACAAAGACGCCAGUCAAACGAUGUGGAUCCAAACGAAUAUUUUGAUUUAAUCGAUAUUCUUGAUGAAUCUGACUUCGAAGACGAAAAACUCCGUUCUUUAGCUCGAGGUGAUAGUAUUGAUACCAUUAAAAUUGAUAACAGUGAGAAACUCCCAGGAGAAUCAAUCUUACAACCCAAUACUGAGAAUGGAAAGAAGUAUUCAAGACACGUAGUUAAAGAAAAUGGAGAUGAAUACGAUUAUAGUUAUUCAGAGAAUGAAGAUGGGACAAAAGGAACAAAACACAGACACAAAUUAGGUGGAGAUUUAUCAGAUAAUAAGGAUAAAGAAGCUCAAGAAAAACAAGAUUCUGAAUUAAAUAAAGAAAACGAGGAAAAAGAUGAAAAUCAAGAAGCUGAAAAUGGAGAAAAUACAAAUGGAAAGAAAUUCUCUCGCCAUGUUGUCAAAGAAAACGGAGAUGAAUAUGAUUACAGUUAUUCAGAAAACGAAGAUGGGACAAAAGGUACAAAACACAGACACAAAGUCGGAGCAGACACAUCUGAUGCAAAACAAGAAGGAAAAGAUGAAAAUGAAAACGGAUCUAAAGAAAAUGAAGCGGAAAAGCCAAAGAAAAUCAAAAAGAAACACCACAGUAACCAGGACAACCAAGAAAAUGAUGAAAAUCCCGAAAAACCACCAAAGAAAUUCCAUUCCAACAUUGAAGGAAUCAUCAUUUCCGAAGACAAACUUCUUAGUUAUAAUCAGGACAAGGAAGUACAAUAUAAUUCAACAGAAAUUAUGACAGAUUACAGCGCGUUACAAGAUUAUCGAAAUACUGAAAACCAACAAAAGCAUUUGAACCUUCUCUUGCAUGAAAAGAUCUUUAAUGAGAUAUCAGCACUCGAACAAUCCAUACUUGAAUGCGAUCAAAACAUAUCAAUUAACGAAGAAUUGAAAAACACAAGAGAAAAAGAGUUCAAAGAACGAGUUUCCAGACUUUCCAUUCAAAAUGAUGUUGCCAGCUACAGUCGAGAACCAACAGAUGUUCCAAAAUCUACUGUUGACGUUGAAGUUUCUGCAAAAAGUAGUGUUGACAUCCAAGAUUUGAAGAAUCAGAUUGCCGAGAACAACCAAAAGACAUCGGAAGCAUUCCUUCAACAACAGCAAGCUCUUGACUUGCGAGAUACCGCAGCAAAACUCGAACUCGAGCUUUCAGUCAUCAGAUUGGCCAACGACAGAAAAACAAAUGAAUUAAAUGGUCUCAUGGCCAAACUAAAGAAUAUCAACGCUAACGAGUUCAACACGAAACCGGAGCGCCUUAAACAGAUCAAGAUGAACAUGAGCGACAAAGAGAAAAUCGACAGAAGGAAGGAGAGACUUGAAGGUGUCGACAAAAUCUUGAAACAAAGAGAAAUAGAUUUAGUAAAACUCGAAAGAAAAGUUGUUGAUUUACAAACAAUUAAUGAAUCGAUACAAAAAGAGAUCAGAGAGAAAGUUGCUGCUCCUAAGCUUGAUAUCAAAUCAAUGUGUGAUGACUUGAGAAAUGCAAGACAAAAGAUGAAAGAUUGCAUAAGAAGAAGUGACUUCCUUCGAAUUGAAAGUGAUGCUUUGAAAGAAAGCUUAUCUUCUUUACAAUCUAAAUACAACUCUGACAUGGAAAAGCAACUGAAAGACAAAGUAGACAAGCUCCAACAACAAGUUGAUAAGCAGAAACAGAAGUUCUUCAGCUUGAAAGGAGUUACAAACAGUACAAUAACUUUGACUUGUGAUGACGAAUUACUUUGGUUACAAGUCAGAUUAAAUGAAAUCAAAGAGGCAAUUGACGUGAUAAAGAUGAGAGCCGGAUCUACUGCAACGAAAAUAGACAAACAGAUAAAGCAGUGCAAAGAUUUAAACAUUCCUUUGCCUGAACCUCCUGAAGAAUACGAAGAUGUAUUAAAUGCAAGAUUCCAGAAAAGAAUUGAAACUUAUAAUUGA